Molecule: messenger RNA, 2619 nt
Organism: Guillardia theta CCMP2712
Lineage: Eukaryota; Cryptophyceae; Pyrenomonadales; Geminigeraceae
Exons: 14
Coding region: 1-2619 (872 amino acids)
Biological process (GO): cytoskeleton organization
Cellular component (GO): cytosol
Source: RefSeq, a predicted model, not a curated record
AUGAUGCGAACCUUGGACAUCGUUCUCGAUGAAGUAGACGGUGGAAUACUUGACGUCAGCAGCUCGUCAGAUGCGUCUUGCACCCCGAGCCCAUGCCACAUCAGCAUUCCGAGGACUCCUCGCCUUGCAUCGUCGCCCUCGACACCCAUCACUCCCGAGCAUCCGCUGAAGCGUCACUUGGUGGAGGUGCUCGUGCAUGGCUUCUUGCGCAAGCCCUCUUCCCCCUCCUUUCAAACUGCGGUAGCGUGGUUUCCUGCCGAGGCGUACGAGCUCGUCAAGGACUCUGAGGACUCCUCGGCCUUCCUACGAGUGCGAAUACUGGACGCCUACGACAGCUUCUUCGAGUGGGUCCCUCUCUCCUCCGUGCGCAUCCCUGCUGACAGCUCGGCAUCACCGUUGAAGUAUGGUGAGGACAUCGAGGUAGGCGACAAGAUGUGUGGGAGAAAGGUCUGGUUCUGCGCGAGGUUGAACGAGCUUCAAGGUACCAGGGGGCUCCGAUCCUUAUCAUCCCAUCAGGUUGUGUUUUGGGGGAACGAGCAUGCGAACAACGACGCAGUCACGUUCCAGGAUGUUCGGAAGCGAUCGACGCAGGAUCCUGUGAACGAGGUUGAAUGCCUCAAGCUGCUCAGGUUGAAUGAUAGCAUUCAAUCCAACCCUUCUCCCAUCAGUCAGCCGAGGUUCCUUGGGGACGGAGAGCAAGUCCCCGCAAAGCCAGAGACGGAAAUGAAGUCGAUCUUCUUUCACUCUGAUACUUCCUCGGCAACUCUGGACCACGUGAAGAAAGUCAAGCCGCUACUGGAGGAGGUUUCGGAGCUCUUCUGUGAACGAGAGGCUUUGUUUCUGCACAACUUCGUGCUCGAUGGAAGUGAGCAGGGAUGGAAGGCCUGCUUUGAGAAGCUUUCCGGGAAGCAAGUCCGGCAUGCAGACCUGAAGUCCGUUCGUCAUUUCUUCUCCAGUUGCAUCGAGGACCUGGAGCAGACUGACAUCUUGAAACAGUCGAAUGCAGUGAAGUUGCUGCUGGUAGCUUCGCUGGGUUUGACUGCUCUGUCGACCAAGAUGGUAGUUUUCUUACAAACAUCCCUGAUUUCUAGAGACAUCAUCGUCAUCGUGACCUCGGCGCUGACGAGAUGCCUUUGCAAGCUUUCUGAAGCAGAUGACAACCUGACCUCAGAAUCUGAAUGCGUCGAGUGGAGGAAGCUGUCUUCUCUGCUCAGCAACCUGCUCUUCGUUGCUCUGUCGGUUCUGAAGAAUUGGGUCACCAAGAUCCAUAGCGAGAAAAGGUUUCCGGUCCCCUAUAAGAAGAUCCUCUGCAUUAUGGAGAUUUUGCUGUUCCUCGUCACGUUUUCCACCAACAAGUUGUCCGACGCCAAACUGUCAGAGAUGCAAACCAAGUACCCUGACGUGAUCCCCAAGUGUAUCUCCUCUGCUGCUAUCUCUCUGCAUGACAAGGCCAACACCGACCCUAGCCGGGAGCCCCCGAUAGCCAACGGCAGGUGGAACAAGGCCGAGUCAAAGGACCUGCCGUACGGACGAAGUCAUCCCGACCUCAGCAGCAAAGAAGCACGCUUCUACUCCUCCGUUUUGCCCUCUCUCCCAAACUUGGUGGUUGUCCUGCUGAAAUUCUUGCUGGCAUCCAGUGUAAAUACCAAGGAAAUCGAAGAAGACAACGUUGAGAUCUCCAGCCCGCCCGUGCACGACAUGGCAAGCGACGUUUCCUUCGAUUCUGCCGAUCUGUGGGAUGAAAUCUUCUCCGCCAUGGAAACGGACCCGCAAGACCUUGACCCUCUGGUCCUCACCUAUGAGCAAAUCCUUCAGAACUCCGGGGAAACCAUGAUCUCCCUGUUCAAUGCCGAGUGGACCCGAUAUCGGAGGAUCGUGGGCAAGUCCACGGCCACCUGUCUGAGGAAGAUCAUGCGACUAUUCGACCGAUACCUCUGCCUACUCCUCAACGACUCUAACUUCCUCCUGCUCUCCCUCAAGAUGUUGAACCAGGUCCUCUGCCCCUCCCUUGCGCCCAUCAGCCUGCAUGACGUGCGGAGCUCAGGAGAUGGAGCAGCUGGGCUUCUUGACGGGAGAAGUCGAAGUCUGCGGAGAAGGGUAGGAGGAGGCGAUGUGAGGCUGGCCAUCUGCAUGAAGACGGCGUUCAGCUCUGAGGAGAUCGACAUGGCGGGGGUAAACGACUUGCUUGCCGGUAGCUUCUCACUGCGAGGAAAGGAAACGAGGCCCUCGGUCUGCGUCAGGAACAUCGCCAACAUCUCAUGCUUGCUUCAUGUGUUGCAUCAAACCAUCGCGGGCUCGAGGAGCAGGAUCCGGACGCUCGUCUCCUUCAAGGCUCCGCUGGUGCUCCGCAAGGUCCUUGACAUCGGGAACGAGCAGGUGGAGCUGGUUGUGCUCAGACUGUACAAAGAGAUCGCCUGCAUGCUGGGGCGGAAGUGGAAGUCGUCCAACUGCCGCAUCCUCUCCAUGAUCUACAAGCGGAUCCCUCCUGACCUCAACGGCGACUACCUCGCUCCUGACAUGGUGUCGCAGCAAGAUGUGGAGCAAGAGGAUGACAUGAACCGGAAAGCCGUCGGUCGCUUCAACGCGUUCGUGAUGAAUGCUGCGCAUCCCGAAGGAUGA